Molecule: messenger RNA, 931 nt
Organism: Ruditapes philippinarum (Manila clam)
Lineage: Eukaryota; Metazoa; Mollusca; Bivalvia; Venerida; Veneridae
Product: tigger transposable element-derived protein 2-like
Exons: 1
Cellular component (GO): nucleus
Molecular function (GO): DNA binding
Source: RefSeq, a predicted model, not a curated record
AUGGCUGCUAUGGAGGAAUCAAGGAAGAGGAAGGCAUUCACCAUCGUAGAGAAGCUUCAUAUUGUGGACAGGAUCAGGAACGGGGAAACACAGGCGAAGAUCAGCAAGGAGACGGGAGUAGCGGGUUCUACAUUACGUGGAUGGCUUAAGGACGAGGGUAAAUUACGGGCCGCUAGCAGCACGAUGGACGAUGGUGGUCAGAUAAGGAAAAGAGCCAGACAUGCCAAGGACCAUAACCUUGAGACAGCCGUUCUUACAUGGUUUAAUCAAGCGAGGUCCGAAGGCAUGCCUGUCUCUGGUCCUGUUAUCCGGGCCCAGGCAAAGAAGAUGAACCAGGAGUUGAAUGGCGAUGAUAGCCAGUUUGAGGCAUCUAAUGGAUGGCUCUCACGGUUUAAGCACCGUCAUUCAAUCUCCCAGGUUACGAUAAGAGGAGAACAACGGUCCGCAGAUGAGAGUGCAGCAGCAGCUUACCCGGAGGAGCUAAGGAAAUUGGUGAUGGACCAACAACUAUGUGCUGACCAGAUAUACAACUGUGACGAGACCGCGUUGUAUUUCAAGAUGCUCCCCGAUAAAACAUUGGCUUGCAAGACUGACACCCAGAAAACACUAGGGUUCAAGCAGGCUAAAGAUCGUGUUACUGUCUUGUUAUGCUGUAAUAAGGCAGGAACGCAUAAGCUUGCUCCCCUAGUGAUAGGGAAGUUUGGGAAACCAAGAUGCUUCCACCACAUUAAUAUGAGUAGCCUUCCAGCUCUCUACAGGCAUUCUAAAAAUGCUUGGAUGACGUCAACAAUUUUUGAGGAGUGGUUUCAUGAGGAUUUUGUGCCUUCUGUCAGGAAACACCUGCGCCGUAAAAAGUUAGAGGCGAAGGCCAUUCUUCUCAUGGAUCACUGCCCUGCUCAUCCGGGUGUUGAGUCGUUGACGUCACUGGACC